AGUCUGCCAUGUCGCGACGCAAGCAGUCCAAGCCGCAGCACAUCAACUCAGAGGAGCCCACCUCGGCAGAAAACGGGGUUCUCCAGGAUGUCCAAACUGAAGAGGAUGGAAAUGAGCUCAAGAGGUGUCGAAUGGAGGAGACGAGAGUUUGUGAGAAAUGCUGUGCAGAGUUUUUUGAUGAAGCAGAGUUUCUUGAGCAUGAGAAGAAUUGCACGAAGAGUCAGCAGGUCGUCAUUAUGAAGGACGGGGAUGGUGGUGAAAUACCUCCCGAGUUCUCCCAGCGGUCCCCUGAAGACUUCCAAAGCGAUCAUAGCGAUGGCCAGUCAAAGCAUGGCAUGGACUCUGUUGAUGUUAUGGAGGAUGAGCCAAAGUUGAACGGAGAUGAUGACUCCAAGCAAGCCCAAGAGGAUCUAUCCAGCAGCCCUGACAUGAGCUACCCAACUGCCUUGAAGUUGCAAGACUCUAAUGUAACUCUUAAAACCAUGCCUGCCACCACAGUAGCUGUGACUCAACAUUCUUCUAAUUCAUCUAGUCAGAAGUCUCCCACUCCCCCAUCGCAUCAAGACUCACUCCAUGCCAUACCCAUGAUCCUCGAGCAGCUGGUCAACCUUCAGCAACAACAACUGCAGCAGAUCCAGCUGACGGAGCAAAUUCGUAUCCAAGUGGCUAUGAUGGCCCCUCAGAGCCUCCACUCUGCAGUGGGCGCUGCGGUGGAUCCACUCAAGGCACUUGGUGCACAUCUUUCGCAGCAACUUUCAGCUGCUGCUGCCCUAAUAGGGAAACGAACAGGCUCUCAGAGUUUGUCUCUGGAGGCUCUCAAGCAAGGUAAACUACCUCAGUCCAGUGUUGUUUCCACAUCACUUGCUGGAGGUGCUGGAGCCAUCCCCUUGAAGACAGACUUGAUAAAAGGGCUCCCAGAUCUAGCCAGUCGACUUCCAGCUUUACUUCCCCAGUCACCAGCAGUUAUGGCCUUCCAGAGUCCUUUUAGUGCCCUUGCAUCAGGCAUCGAUCCUUCCAAAAAAGGGAAAAAUAAGAUUCCAGGUCUAGCAGAGUUGAAGAAUGGAGCUGGCGAGCAGAUGUUUAAGCACAAAUGCAAGUUCUGUGGGAAGACCUUUGGGAAUGAUAGUGCCCUCCAGAUUCACUUGCGCUCGCACACUGGUGAAAGGCCAUUUAAAUGUAACAUCUGUGGAAACCGUUUCACAACUAAAGGAAACCUCAAAGUGCAUUUCCAGAGACACAAAGACAAAUAUCCACACAUUAAGAUGAAUCCUCAUCCUGUACCAGAGCACCUGGACAACAUUCCCACAAACAGUGGCAUUCCCUAUGGCAUGUCUGUACCCAUUGAAGAAUCAAAUAUGGCAGAAAGCAAACCAGUGCUUGGACUCCCAUCUAGUGGUAUUCAUCCCUCAGUGCUACAGGGACUCAAGUCGUCUUUUGACAUUCCAGUGAGUGGUGACCUCUACACCCAAAGACCCUCCUCAUCUGGUAGUGACGGUGCAUCAAUUUCCUCAGGCAUGCUCAAUCAUGAGGUAGGCCUGGAUCAAAGCAAGGAACCCUCAGAUUCUCUAGCUAGCCUGCAUCACAUGAAUACCAAUGGCGUCCCUGAUGAAAAUGGGUCUGGCACAGCCAAACUUCAGCAGAUGGUGGAUGGCUUGGAGAAAAGAACAAAUGACCCCAAUGAAUGUGUGAUCUGCCACAGAGUCUUGAGCUGCCAAAGUUCUCUCAAGAUGCAUUACCGUACACACACUGGUGAACGGCCCUACAAGUGUAAGAUAUGUGGAAGGGCCUUCUCUACCAAGGGUAAUCUGAAGGCCCACUAUGGUGUCCAUAGGGCAAACACCCCACUUAAGAUGCAACACUCCUGCCCAAUUUGUCAAAAGAAGUUUACCAAUGCUGUUGUACUGCAGCAGCACAUUCGAAUGCAUAUGGGUGGCCAGAUUCCCAACACUCCACUGCCUGAGAGCCAGUAUGAGAGUCCAGAGGCAAUGGAUUCCAGUUUGACAGAGGAGAAGAACAUGGAUGCCAGCGGGCUUGAAGAGAGCAUGGAGGAACAAGAUCUGGAUUUGGACAAUCAGGAAAAACGGAACACCCCUGAACCUAGUCCUGUACCGGUUCCAAAAGGGGAUCAGCCUUUCACUGGCUCACCUUCCAUGUUCUCAGGCAUCACUGCUCUAGAAAACCAUAUGAAAAGCCUCACAUCAGCCCUGAACUUGCAGCGACAGAGCAGCACUGCGUCCGAGAGUGAUGGCCCCAAAGAGUCACCAUCGACAGCUGGGGAGCUGGAAUACAAGAAUGGACGCAGUCCAGCCGUGUCUGAUUCAGUCUCCUUUCAUUCUUCAUCUCCGGUGGAUGCACACUUGGAGAAUGGACAGGUAAAAUCUCCAGAACAGGCAAACCCAGACAAUGGAAUCGGGGCCAAAACAGACUCUGAUGGUGGGGCUCAAGAUUUUAAUGAAACAAGUGGAGCACUGGACUUGACUUCUAGUUUCACUACAAAAGCCAUCAAAGAAGAGCCUGGCCUGUCUUUCUCAAAUGGAGAAUAUUCUGCAAGUCACCUGCCAUUCAUGAGGGGCCUGCCAAGUCUGGUCAAACUGGAAAUGCAGAUUCCUCCUGAGAAUCCAUUGGGUGCCCACAACCAAUAUGGUUCCCAGCUGCCCCAGGGGACAGGUACGCCUCCCCCCAGCUCUGGUGCCCCUCGCCGCACUGCCAAGCAACAUCUGUGCAACGUAUGUGGCAAGAACUUUUCCUCUGCCAGUGCAUUGCAGAUCCAUGAACGUACGCACACUGGUGAGAAGCCCUUUGCGUGCACCAUCUGUGGCAGAGCUUUUACAACAAAAGGGAAUCUCAAGGUACAUGUUGGAACGCAUAUGUGGAAUAAUUCAACAAGGCGUGGCCAGCGUCUGUCUUUGGAUAACCCCAUGGCUUUGAUGGCCAUGGGUGCAGAAUCCAAGAUGAUCCCAGACAUGUUGCAGCCCCCGAAAGACUUGAUCCCCUCACCGAUGAACUUUGACCCAUCGGUAUGGAAUCAGUAUGCUGCUGCUUUCACAAAUGGGCUGACUAUGAAAACCAACGAAAUUUCGGUCAUCCAAAAUGGAGGCAUCCCACUCCCUGGAAGUCUUGCUGGAGGCCCUUUGGUUGGCUCCACAGGAGGACUGAAGAUGGACUCCUCCCAUUCAGGCAUUCCAGCUACAGUUGCUGAAAUGGAAAAGAGUGGUUCAGAGAGCAUAGUAAAAUCACAAUUUCCUCAUUUUAUGGAGGAGGGCAAAGUGAAUUAA
Messenger RNA from Colossoma macropomum (tambaqui), 3275 nucleotides. It is a transcript of the gene sall4, whose product is annotated as spalt-like transcription factor 4. Gene Ontology annotation, molecular function: RNA polymerase II cis-regulatory region sequence-specific DNA binding; DNA-binding transcription factor activity, RNA polymerase II-specific. Gene Ontology annotation, biological process: regulation of transcription by RNA polymerase II. Gene Ontology annotation, cellular component: nucleus. Bases 9 to 3275 code for a protein of 1088 amino acids. NCBI's taxonomy places the organism in Eukaryota, Metazoa, Chordata, Actinopteri, Characiformes, Serrasalmidae. The record is from RefSeq and is a predicted model, not a curated record. The transcript is spliced from 4 exons.